UAUAUAUAUCAUGUAUUUGUAUAUCUGGAGAGCGAGAUUAAGAGAGAGAGAGGGAGAGAGGAGAGCGAAAUUGAGAGAGAGGGCAUAUAGUGGAGGGAUGUUAAUUAUAUUUAUAUAUAUGUCAUAUAAUUUUUUUUUGUGUACAUAUAUAUAUAUGUAUAAAGAGGACUUGUAAUUACAUCUAAAAUUAAGAUGCAAGCCAUAAUUGAUUUAAGAUGUAACUAUAUUAACUAAUUAAAUAAUAUAUAUUUAUUUAUCCGCGAAAUGUUCUCAUUUUUUUAAUAAAAAUCAAUUUAAUAACUAAUAUACAUCAUAACCAUUUAACUCAAAGCCCAUGUCUUAUACCCAAUUUAAUACCUGGUUAAAAAAGGUUCAAAAUGCAUCCAAUUCAUGGUUGGACAUAAAUACUGCAAAAUCAAAAUAUCGAAUCGAACUAAUUAUUUUUUGUAUUUCAGUUUCAGUAUUUUUAUAUAAAUUUAUAAUUUUUUGAUAUUUUGAUUCGAUUCUCGUUAUGUUACUUUUGUAUUAUUCGGUAUUUCAGUUUACUGAAAUAUAUAAUAUUAUAAUCAUAAUAUAUAUUAAUAUUAUAUGAAUUAUUAAUAUUAAUUAUUAAAUAAUAAAUAUCAGUAUACGCACAAUUGAAUUAGGUCAUUGAAUAACCCACACUUCUCUUUUAACUUGAAUUUCAUUCUUCUUCGGCGCAGCUUUCAGUGACCCGCUUUCCCACUUCCACUUCCGGCGUCAUCGCAUCGACCAACGACCGGCUGACUAGCAGCCAACCAGCAGAAGCCGCCAGCCAAUCAGCAGAAGCCUCCAACCGACCAGCAGCCGCCGCCAGCCUACCAUUAGAGCAGCACUCCAUCAGGUAGUGCGGCAUCUUAGAACAACAGGUAGAGAAGAAGAUCGGAAGCCAACUCUCUUUCCGUUGACAACAACCUCCGUUUUGUUAGUGAUGCUUAUUCACGAUUGACUACACUCGUGUAAAAUAAAUCAAACUGAGGAAAUAAUAUAAACUGAAUCGAAAUAAUAAAAAUUAAACCAAAUUAAAUUAUUUUGAUUCGGUGUUUGCUGUACAUAUACAUUAAUCAAAAUAAUUAAAAUUCAACCGACUUAUCGAAUGUCCAACCCAAUGUUAAAUAUGGAUUUUUUCUUUUGCCUCAAAAAUAUAUGUCUGCGCUUACAUGCAUUAUAACUCGCAGAUUUAAAAAUAUAUAUGUGUGCUAAUCAGUGAAAUAUAUCUUAAUUAACCGUUAAUUAUAAAAUGUAUGUGUCUAUCAUGAUGGAAUUAAAGUGGAAAAUAAAUAACUUAACAUAAAUCAGACACAUAAGAUUUGUAUUUAAAAAAUUUCAACUCAAUUCUAUUUCACUCAAAACAGAGCAAAGAUUUUAAUUGCGACCAAGUAAUCUAGGAAUUAUUAAUUCCUUCCCCCUUACAGUAACAACUUUGUUACCUAAUGAGACGACUUAGCAACACCAUUUCUUUCCACUUCACCAAUUAACUCUAGCUGAUAUAGAUUUUACGAUCCCAACAUAGUCAAUUAUAGCUAAACUUUGAAAUAAUAAUCACGAAUUUGACACUAAUCUAUACCCUUUAUAGCUUAGGAAUAGAUUUUACGAGAACGAGCACUGAAAUAUAAAUUCUAACACUUAAAAAUAAUGAUACCUCUAUCAGGUCGCUUGUUGUUUUUUUGAGUAAUAUUUCUGAUUUGCAAAAACUUCUUUGCCAAUUUAUAUAUCCAAACACUAUUUCCCUUCUCUUUUUUUUUUGGAAAAUGUAAAAUUGGGAAAUAGUGUAAUAUUUAGAAGUUUUGGGGGCAAAGUGAAAUAUAACAGCACAUGAAAGCGGUCUCCUAAAAUUCAAAUUAGGGUGUGUGUUGAAUACCAAUCUUUGCUCUCCAAUGUCUGUAAUGUACAAUGAACUCUUCUCUUCUCUGAUUUCCGACAUCAAAUCCUACAACGGCAAAGACCCUCUUCUCCCUUGGCUCCGAGGAAUUAAGAAGAUGAAAGAGUCACUUCCUCCGCAGCUGCUUAAGGAGAAACUCCCAAGAUUUCUUCAGAAAUGUGCACAGACUUUUGGGACCGAUCGCCGUUAUGCUAAUGAUAUGCGUUAUCUUCGAGUCUGGUUACAACUGAUGGACUAUGUGCAUGACCCAAAAUCGGUACUUAAAACGAUGGAGUUGAAUCGUAUAGGGAUGAAAAAGUCUCUGUUUUACCAAGCAUAUGCUCUUUAUUAUGAAAAGAUUAAAAAGUUUGAGGCUGCCGAGAAGAUGUACCAAUUGGGUGUACAGAAGCUUGCCGAGCCACUUGAUGAGUUACAUACAUCAUAUGAGCAGUUCCUUCAUCGCAUGGAGCAGCGUAAGAAUAAGAGGAUACAGCACCAAGAAGGAAAAAAUAAAAUAUGUUCUCUUGGUGCUAAAAACACUACUUUGAAGAACAAUGAGAUCAAGGAAAACAAUGAGAAUUUAAGUGGAAAUGAAGACAAUCCUGUCAUCACUGAGGAUCAGUUACCCAAUGCACGAUCCAAGCAUUUAAAUAUGAAAAAUGAAGUUGCCAUUUCACAGGGCUCCAGGAGAGAGUCACAAGUGAAUGAAACUACUCAUGGUGGUCCAGCCCUUCAGAAGGAACUCUGGAGUGAUCUCAGUCAAAAAAAUUAUGUUGGAGACACUAUAGAAACAGAUAGAUGCCGAAAUUUUAUUGGUGAAGACACAGUUGUAGUUAAAUUUGUAGGUAAUGCCAUUGUUGGGAAGUCUGAUGUCGAAGAUGCACGACAUCAUGGUCUGGUGGAACCUACCAUUAAUACAAAGGAGGCCAUGCAUGCAAUUAAUAGCAUGUUUCGAGAGCCAUUAGAGCCAUCUCUAGCUGGAAAGCAUUCACGUAGAAAUCAGCCAAAAGUUGAUCAGAUAUCAAACAAUGGUUUUGAGGUAUUUGUCGACGAAAACACUGAUUCUGCUGUUGGAUCUUCUGAUCAAGCCAUGACAAAUGGUGCAUCGCUGACACAAAGCACAAGAGUUGAGACUCAAGAGCCCAUGCAGGAUCCAUUUCAAAUAUAUAUUGAUGAUGACGACUCCAAUGAUGGGAUGGAGGGAGUACAUGAGGUGAAUAAAUUAGAUAUGGGUAACCUUCAUUUGACUGGAUGUUCUAUUGAAGGUGGAAUCGUUAAGGGUUUUGUGUUUCCUAGUCCAACUGAUAUUACCUCAGAAUACUCUAGAGAUCCAAAUGUUGAAAGGCCUCCUCAAGGAAGACUCCGUAGGGAGGACACAGUUGUAUACAAAUUUGUUGGUUCCACCAUUUCAGAAGAAUCAGCCGUUGAAAAUGUUUGCCAUCAUGGCCUUGUAGAACCAACAAUUAACUUGAAAGAGGCUAUGGAUGAUAUUAAUAGCAUGUUUGGAAGGCCAAUUGAGUUUACAAGGAAAAGCAAACCAAAGAAACAGGGAUUAGCACCUAAGAUGGAGAGAGAUGGCAGUAGGUUCUUGAUACUUCCAGAUGAUGAGUCACACCAUCAACCUAAGAGUUCCCUGCCAACUUCGUCGUCAAAAAGGGAUAAUGACUUGUUUGAGAAAACCGUGUGCACAAAGGAGGCUAUGGAUGAGAUAAAUAAAAUGUUUGCGAUGCCAUUGGAUUUCUAAUAUGCUGAUAACACUAACUUUAGCUCCUGCAAUGGGCUUAGCUUUUGACAGAGACCAUGAUCCAUAGUUAUCACAGCUCUGGCAAUAGACCAUGCCUUCAACCACCACUUUGUCAGUCUUCUCUACUGACUUAGUUGGCACUUUGUCAUAGGCAUUUAUCAGUGGAACAGCUAAUGCAAGGAGCAACGAAACGAUCAGGACAAGUUGGCUGCUUGCCAUCUUCUUGAAAAGAUAUUGUGAGUUUUUUGGAAUGUGAUUCUGCUUUGAUGUUAAGUUCAUUUGAGUUAGGUUCCUUUAUAUAGUUUUUGGAAUGGGUACUGUUGUCAAGAACGUGAAUGUUGCUAAACCACAUUUGUUGUUGAGUGAGUAUUGAUCCUCAA
This is a messenger RNA of Solanum lycopersicum (tomato), 4006 nucleotides long. RefSeq lists its product as uncharacterized. Gene Ontology annotation, biological process: meiotic sister chromatid cohesion, centromeric; mitotic spindle assembly checkpoint signaling. The record is from RefSeq and is a predicted model, not a curated record. Gene Ontology annotation, molecular function: protein kinase activity. NCBI's taxonomy places the organism in Eukaryota, Viridiplantae, Streptophyta, Magnoliopsida, Solanales, Solanaceae.